This is a messenger RNA of Malassezia japonica, 2757 nucleotides long. It is a transcript of the gene NOP14, whose product is annotated as nucleolar complex protein 14. Gene Ontology annotation, biological process: maturation of SSU-rRNA. Gene Ontology annotation, cellular component: Noc4p-Nop14p complex; nucleolus; small-subunit processome. The transcript is spliced from 2 exons. The record is from RefSeq and is a predicted model, not a curated record. Lineage: Eukaryota; Fungi; Basidiomycota; Malasseziomycetes; Malasseziales; Malasseziaceae. Bases 1 to 2757 code for a protein of 918 amino acids.
AUGGGCUCCAAGAAGGGCGGGUCGCAGCUCGCGCAGCUCCGCACUGGCCUCCGCGACGCGGGUGUGACGGGCAGCAAGCCGAAAAAGGGGCAGAAUGAAGAGGGGCGUGUCGGCCAGUACCGCGCGCAGCAGCGCCGCAAGCGUCUCGACGCGCUGAUGGGCAACCUGAACGCCUUUGACGAGCGCGUGGCAAAGAGCAAGAACGACGUGCUCGGCCGCAAGGUCAAAGGCACGACCGGGCGCCCUGGCGUAACCAAGUCGGGUGCAAUCCAGCAGCGCCGCGAGCAGCUGCUGCCGGAAAUCGCGGGUCGUCACCGCUCGUCGUCGUUCGUCGACCGCCGCUUUGGCGAGUACAAUCCGCACAUGUCCGUCGAGGACAAGAUGCUGCAGCGUUUCACGCACGAGCGCCAGAACCGCACAGGCAAGACGUCGCUCUUUGACCUGAACGACGACGAGGACACCGGCCUGACGCACUACGGCCGCUCGCUCUCGGGCCUCGAAGAAAUGCCAGACGUGUAUCCAGACGAGGACGAGGACGACCAAGGCAACAUUGACGCCCACGAGACCGAGCAGGGGCACUUUGCGGGCUUUGACGAGCCGAACGAUGGCACCCGCAACAAGGCCGAGGUCAUGAAGGAUAUCAUCGCCAAGUCCAAGCUCGCCAAGUACGAACGCCAAAAGGCCAAGGACCAGGACGACGAAAUGCGCAUGGAGCUCGACGAGGAGCUCGGCGAUAUUCGCUCGCUCCUCUUCCAGCGCCCGCAGAAGGAGGAGGGCGAAGAGCCAGAGGAGCCGCCCAAGUCGACGGCCGACGAAAAGAGCGAGGCGUACGAUGCAUUCGUGCGUGAAAUGGCGUUCGAGCGCCGCGCAAAGCCACAGGACCGUCUCAAGUCGGCAGAAGAGCUCGCCGAGGAGCAGGCAAAGCGCCUGCGCGAGGCGGAGGCUGCGCGUCAGCGCCGUAUGCACGGCGAAGAGGUCGUCGAGGAGGAGGACGACGAGGAGGGCGAAGAGGACGACGAGGCGCCGGCCAAGCGCCGACUUGUCGAGGGAUCCAGCGGCGAGAAGCGCUCGGUGCGCUCGGCGAUGGGUCUUGGUGCGAGUCUCGAUGCGCAGUUUGAGCCUCGCUUUGAUAUGGAUGAUGAGGAAGAGGAGGAAGACGAUGAGGAUGAUGAGGAAGACGAUGAGGAUGGGGAGGAAGACGAGGAGGAGGACGAGGAUGAGGACGAGGAUGAGGAAGACGACGAGGAAGACGACGGUCUCUCCAAAUUCGAGCGUCAACACCUCCGUGAUACCCCCGCCGAAGACACGGCGCCUGGCUACGGCCGCUCGCUCCCCAAACGCGACGAGGUCCCUACGCUCCCAUUUACCUUCCCCUGCCCCACGUCGCAUGACGCCUUUCUGGACAUUUUAGAAGAGCACCAAGUGCAGCCCUCGCAACUCAACACCGUCAUCAGUCGCAUCCGCACGCUGCAUGCGCCGAACCUGGACGAAAAGAACCCCGAGCGUCUGCAGCGCUUCCUUGGCGUCCUGGUCGACCACCUGCUCUACCGUGCGAGCCAAGGCGCCCGCGGUGUGCACGACAACGGUUCGCCAUCGGCCGACUUUGGCGUGCUCAACGAUCUCGUGCUGCACAUUGCCGAGCUUUCCAAGACAUACCCUGCGCGUGCCGCUGAGCACUUUGUGGCGAAGCUCGCCAUGAUGCAGCGCAACCUUACCCGUGGCCUCGGCCGUGGCCCCCUGGAGCUGAGCUCGCUGACGUGGCCUGCGCUGCCUGAGCUGUGCCUGCUGCGCACCGCCGGCCUCGUGUGGCCGACGAGCGACCGCUGGCACCCCGUCGCGACGCCGCUGUCGCUGCUCAUGGCGCAGUACCUCGCUCAUGCACGCAUCCGUUCGCUGGAGGAUAUGGCCUCUAGCCUGUACCUCUGCACGCUUCUUGCGUCGAACCAGCGUGCGAGCAAGCGCCUGAUGCCCGAGGCGCUCAAUGCGCUCUACUCGAUCACGGCCAUUCUGCUUCCGUCCUUAAAGACGAGUGGCACGUCGCCUGCCAAGGCGCUCGCGGAAGAGUACGGCAUCCCAACGCCGGAUGUCGGCGCGGCGCACACGGCGCACCUCGCCGUGACCGAGGAUGCGACGCCCAGCACGCCGCUGCGCCUUGCGACGCUCCUCUCUGGCUCGCACAACGAUGCACAGACGCGCGCCGACCUGUUGCACCUGGCGCUCGCGUUGCAAGAGCGCCUUGCGUCGCUCUACCAGAGCAGCCCCGGCUUUGUGGAGCUCUUUACGCCGCUUGCCUUUUUGCUCGAGGUCGGUGCGUCGCGCCUGCGGGGCUCGAUGCCGACGCUCGCCAGUCUCGUAAGCACGACUGCGGCCAAGCUCCGUGCACAGCUCGAGCGUGCGGUCGAGAACCGCCGUGCGCUGCGUCUGCAGGCCCACCGUGCGCUGUCCAUUGCGUCGUACGCGCCCAAGUUCGACCAGCAGGCCUUCGACCCGAAGCGCGCGACGGACCCCGACACGGAGCGUGCGCAGACGGCCAAGCUGCGUGCGCUGCUCAAGAAGGAGCGCAAGGGAGCGAUCCGCGAGCUGCGCAAGGAUGCGCAGUUCCUGGCCGAGGCGCGCGAGCAGGCGCGCGUCGAAGAGGACGUGUCCUACAAGCGCAAGAUCGACAAGAUUACCAGUGGCCUCCAGGAGGAGCGCUCCGAGCAAAAGCAGCUCGACCGCGCCAAGGCCGUGCUCAAGAAGCGCGCCGGCAAAAAGUAG